Messenger RNA from Cariama cristata (Red-legged seriema), 1865 nucleotides. RefSeq names its product large 60S subunit nuclear export GTPase 1 (gene LSG1). The record is from RefSeq and is a predicted model, not a curated record. Gene Ontology annotation, biological process: ribosomal subunit export from nucleus. NCBI's taxonomy places the organism in Eukaryota, Metazoa, Chordata, Aves, Cariamiformes, Cariamidae. Gene Ontology annotation, cellular component: cytosol. The annotation marks the transcript as partial. Gene Ontology annotation, molecular function: GTP binding; GTPase activity. The transcript is spliced from 12 exons.
GCCCAGCAUGUCCAGCAGCUGCAUGAGGAGAACCGGCAGUUCCUGCGCAUCCCACGGAGGCCCCGUUGGGAUAGGACCACCAGUGCGGAGGACUUGAAGCAAGCUGAGAGGGAGAGCUUUCUCGAAUGGAGGCGACAGCUUGCCCACCUUGAGGAAGAAAAAAAGUUAAUUCUAACCCCAUUUGAACGAAACUUGGAAUUUUGGCGUCAGCUUUGGAGAGUCAUUGAAAGAAGUGAUAUUGUAGUCCAGAUAGUAGAUGCUAGAAAUCCCCUUCUGUUUAGAUGCCAAGAUCUGGAAAGUUACGUUAAGGAAAUCGGCAAUGACAAGGAGAACAUGAUCCUGAUAAACAAAGCAGAUUUGCUGAGUGAGGAGCAGCGGACUGCUUGGGCACAGUUCUUUGAGAAAGAGGGUGUUAAGGUGGUGUUCUGGUCAGCUUUGGCAGAGUGCAAACGGCUAUCUGGAGAAGCAAAGGAGUUUGACACUGGAGAUGUAGCAGAGGACCCGAGUGAUUCUGAGGAUGAAAGCUUCAGUCGAGAAGAUGACGACACAGCACAAGAUAGCGCAGAAAGCACGUCCACAGGCAACGCUCUGCAAACUGUAAACCAAGUUCUGGUUAGUGAUGAUGACAGUAGUGAUGAAUAUGAAGACUGUGAAGAUGAUGAAGAGGAGGCCUGGCAAACCUGUUCUGAAGAUGACGGCGGGGACAAACUAAAUGCUAUUGCUCCAGAGAGGAUGGGAAGCAGGACUGAUGGUGCUGCAGUGCAGCAUGUGGUGCAGGAGGAGAACAGGAACAUCAGGAACUUCAGCCAUCUGGUACAGAGAAAUGAGCUGCUGGAGAUAUUCAAAACCAUGCACAAUGGACCAAGGGUGAAGGAUGGGGAAGUAAAUGUUGGGCUGGUGGGUUACCCUAAUGUUGGCAAAAGUUCGACCAUCAACACAAUCCUUGGAAAUAAGAAGGUGUCAGUGUCUGCUACACCAGGCCAUACAAAACACUUCCAGACCCUGUAUGUGGAGCCUGGCCUGUGCCUUUGUGAUUGCCCUGGUCUGGUGAUGCCAUCUUUCAUCUCUACCAAGGCAGAAAUGAUUUGUUCUGGAAUUCUGCCUAUAGACCAGAUGAGGGACCAUGUCCCACCUAUUUCUCUAGUUUGCCAGCAUAUCCCACGGAACAUUUUGGAAGCAACCUAUGGAAUAAAUAUCAUAAGGCCAAGGGAAGAUGAGGAUCCAGAUCGAAAGCCAACAGCUGAAGAGCUGCUAACAGCAUAUGGAUAUAUGAGAGGCUUUAUGACAGCUCAUGGACAACCAGACCAGCCGAGAUCAGCUCGAUAUGUGUUAAAAGACUAUGUUAGUGGGAAGCUGCUAUAUUGCCAUCCACCUCCUGGCAUUGACCCAAAUGAUUUUCAGCACCAGCACCAGAGAUGCCCAGAGAGCAGAACUGUGCAGGCCAGUGGACAGAUGAAGCCUGAGAAGAAUACCAAAGCAAAACAAAUUGAAAAUGUGGUGGACAAAACGUUUUUCCACCAGGAAAACGUUCGUGCCCUGAUGAAAGGGGUCCGGGCUGCAAUGGGAUACCGGCCUGGCAGUGGCCUUGUGCCUGUGACUACACCCAAUCCUGGGAAUGUGGUAGGAAAGCCCUGGAAAAAACAUGGAAACAGGAACAAGAAGGAGAAAAUUCGCAGGAUCACUAAGCACCUGGAGGCUUAGUGUGGCACCAGUAUCUGGCCUUUCCAGGGCAGGGACUGCACUGUCCUACAGGCCUGAACCGAGGGGAAAAAAAGGAUAAGUGGGCGUUGCUAGCUCACUUGGGAGCUCCAUGCUAUGGAUUGGCCUGGGCACGGGAUAAAAGUGGACUCUCAUAGCUGGAGCUC